GUGUUGAGCGCACGCGCAGUGACUGCCUCUCAAAGCAGACCUCAUAUCGCAGUGACUGCUCUCUCACUUGUGAACUGAUCUCUGGUUUUAUUCAUUCAUCACUUUAUCGAAGGACAACAAAAUGGCGUUGAGUUCACUCGCCGUGCGAUCACUGAAUCUGAGCCGAAGUUCGGCCUCAAAGGUGUCGCUAUUGAAAAACCUCUCGAAGGCGUAUUCGCCGAUCGGCAUGACUGCCAUGAAUAACGCCAUGCGAUGCAUAUCGACCAGCGGUCGACUUCACGCCUCUUCGGGCGGCGCAGAGGUGUCGACCAUUUUGGAGGAGAGAAUUCUGGGCCAAACGGCUUCAGCCAAUCUGGACGAGACCGGCCGAGUGCUGUCCAUCGGCGACGGUAUCGCUCGUGUCUACGGCUUGAAGAAUAUUCAGGCCGACGAGAUGGUGGAGUUCUCCAGCGGUCUGAAGGGAAUGGCUCUCAACUUAGAGCCCGAUAACGUCGGUAUUGUGGUCUUCGGUAACGACAAACUCAUCAAAGAGGGCGAUAUCGUGAAGAGAACGGGUGCUAUCGUUGACGUACCCAUUGGUAUAGAGCUGUUGGGCCGAGUAGUGGACGCUCUGGGAAACCCCAUUGACGGGAAGGGACCCAUUAAGACAACAAAGAGGGCUCGAGUCGGUCUGAAAGCGCCCGGAAUUAUACCGCGUGUUAGUGUGAGAGAGCCUAUGCUUACGGGUAUGAAAGCUGUGGACAGUUUAGUGCCCAUCGGAAGAGGACAGCGAGAGUUGAUUAUUGGCGAUCGACAGACCGGCAAAACUGCGAUCGCAAUCGACACUAUCAUCAAUCAGAAGCGAUUCAAUGAAGGCUCCGAAGAGAAGAAGAAGCUGUUCUGCGUUUACGUCGCUAUCGGACAGAAGAGAUCGACUGUCGCGCAGAUUGUCAAACGUUUGACAGACUCGGACGCUAUGAGAUAUACUAUUGUGGUGUGCGCUACCGCUUCAGAUGCGGCGCCGCUCCAGUAUUUGGCGCCCUAUUCCGGGUGCGCAAUGGGAGAGUUCUUCAGAGACUCCGGAAUGCACGCUCUCAUCAUUUUCGACGAUUUGUCUAAACAAGCCGUGGCUUACCGUCAAAUGUCUCUAUUGCUUCGCCGACCUCCGGGUCGUGAGGCCUAUCCCGGAGACGUAUUCUAUCUUCACUCUCGACUUCUGGAACGCGCGGCCAAAAUGAAUGACUCUUUCGGUGGCGGCUCUUUGACCGCUCUUCCCGUCAUUGAGACUCAAGCCGGUGAUGUCUCCGCAUAUAUUCCAACGAAUGUCAUCUCUAUUACUGACGGACAGAUCUUCUUAGAGACUGAGCUCUUCUACAAAGGUAUUCGUCCGGCCAUUAAUGUGGGUCUGUCUGUGAGUCGAGUCGGUUCUGCCGCUCAGACCAAAGCUAUGAAACAGGUCGCGGGUUCAAUGAAGCUGGAGUUAGCGCAGUACCGAGAAGUGGCCGCUUUCGCUCAGUUCGGCUCUGACUUAGACGCCGCUACACAACAACUGCUGAAUAGAGGCGUCCGUUUGACUGAACUCUUAAAACAGGGCCAAUACGUUCCAAUGCCUAUUGAGGAUCAGGUGGCGGUGAUCUAUACGGGAGUGCGUGGAUAUCUGGACAAAUUGGACCCUGCUAAGAUCGGCGAAUUCGAGAAGCAGUUCUUAGCGCACAUCAAGACUUCACAUCAAGCCUUGUUGAACACAAUCGCCACCGAAGGCAAGAUUAGCGAUGACACUGACGCUAAGCUGAAGAAAAUAGUGAUCGAUUUUAUGACCACUUUUACGGCCGUCUAA
This is a messenger RNA of Medioppia subpectinata, 1816 nucleotides long. The record is from the annotation of a GenBank genome assembly. Lineage: Eukaryota; Metazoa; Arthropoda; Arachnida; Sarcoptiformes; Oppiidae.